UGUUAUCUUUAAAACUAGCCUGGGGAGAACAGAGCUGCUCUGGGAUGAUGGACCUAGGGACCUCUUCCCUUUUUGAAGCUGUGACUCACUCGGGGUCACCACUGCCGGACGCAGGAGGCAGGGUGAUGGGCGGUGCUCUGACAUUGUCCACGCAGGCUGCACCACGGGAGCACCUGACUCACCGUGUGUAUAAGAAGUCCAGAAGGAGCUAACAGCAGAGCACACGGGCCACCCACCCAUCCUGCUACCCUUGGCCCCAGAGAGGAAGACGCCUGCACAACUGAGAGAUCCGAGGGGACGCAGAGCAGAUGCCCAACCUGCCUGGAGAACCUUAGUGGGACGGGGAGGACCCAGGAACAUGGGCUGGGAUCGCCCCCUCACGAACCGGCAGCUGGUGAUCACCACCCUGAUCAUUAUCGCCAUCAAAUUGCUCCUGAUGAUCCUGGUCGUCUUCUCCCUCCUCUACCUUUCACAGGUCCCUGGCCCCACAACCCAGGGGAGCAGAGCAAGCGCUCCCCAGUGCCAGUCGGGCUGGGACCAGGACCAAGGGAGGUGCUACCUUUUCUCCCGGGAUAACCAGUCCUGGGAGGCAGCGAGACACUCCUGCUUAGCCCAGAAUGCUGAUCUGGUGGUGAUCAACGACCCAAGCGAGCAGAAUUACGUGGCUAUUAAAGCCAGUUCCAUUCGUCACUGGAUCGGCUUCACCGACCAAGGGACUGAAGGCGUCUGGCGCUGGGUGGACAAUACUCCUGUGGGAUUUACGCAGUGGAACAAAGGGGAGCCCAAUAACCUGAAGGGAACCAGCGACGAGGACUGUGCCCACCUGCUGGAGAGCGGCCUGUGGAACGACGAACCCUGUAGUGUCUCUUACAGGUGGAUCUGUGAAAGGGCCGCUACUGUGUAAACAGUCCUCUCUCCCCGGCUCUGAACACAGGCUGAAAUUCAUCCCCCCGCUGCGAGCCCUGGGCACCGCUCAUGGCCUGCGCAUCAGCCCGUUGGGCUUGUGAUGUUGCACUCCAUAUACUUUAUAAAAAAUAUGUUUAUAAGUGUGAAUAUGAUGUAACUGGAAUAUGUUUUAUAGAAAAGGUCUCUUGUAAGGUAUCAUUACAAAGCUUAUAAUCUACCGAGUGUGGUCAUCCUAUUUGUAUGAAUGUAUCAUUCUUGUAUCUGAAACUAGGAAUAUGAACUAUAAUUCUGAGGUCCUAUUGUAAUUAUGCAAAGUGUGA
Molecule: messenger RNA, 1226 nt
Organism: Malaclemys terrapin pileata
Lineage: Eukaryota; Metazoa; Chordata; Testudines; Emydidae
Product: hepatic lectin-like
Exons: 6
Coding region: 359-904 (181 amino acids)
Molecular function (GO): signaling receptor activity
Source: RefSeq, a predicted model, not a curated record